CCAGGCCUCUUUCUGUAGCAAAUUACCCUCACUCACCUGUUCCAGGAAAUCCGACACCACCUAUGACUCCCGGCAGCAAUAUGCCUCCCUACCUGUCUCCUAAUCAAGAUGUCAAGCCACCUUUCCCACCAGACAUUAAGCCAAAUAUCAAUGCUUUACCACCACCUCCAACCAGCCAUAAUGACGAGCUGCGCCUGACGUUCCCUGUGCGAGACGGGGUCGUCUUAGAGCCCUUCCGGUUGGAGCACAACCUGGCGGUCAGCAAUCACGUCUUUCACCUGCGGCCAACCGUCCACCAGACCCUCAUGUGGAGAUCAGACUUGGAGUUACAAUUCAAGUGUUAUCACCAUGAAGACAGGCAAAUGAACACUAACUGGCCAGCGUCGGUCCAGGUCAGUGUCAACGCAACUCCACUCACCAUUGAACGGGGCGACAAUAAGACAUCGCAUAAACCUCUGCACCUCAAGCACGUUUGCCAGCCAGGAAGAAAUACAAUUCAAAUCACUGUCACGGCAUGCUGUUGUUCCCAUUUGUUUGUUCUGCAGUUAGUACACCGGCCUUCAGUCCGUUCUGUUCUUCAGGGCCUAUUAAAGAAGCGCCUGCUUCCGGCUGAACAUUGUAUCACCAAAAUCAAGAGGAAUUUUAGCAGCGUGGCCGCCUCUUCGGGCAACGCUCCUCUCAACGGAGAAGAUGGUGUGGAGCAGACGGCCAUCAAAGUCUCUCUCAAAUGUCCCAUCACAUUCCGGCGGAUCCAACUUCCAGCAAGAGGUCACGAUUGCAAGCAUGUACAGUGUUUUGAUCUGGAAUCCUACCUGCAGCUGAACUGUGAACGAGGCACCUGGAGAUGCCCCGUAUGCAAUAAAACAGCUCUGCUGGAGGGCCUAGAGGUGGAUCAAUACAUGUGGGGCAUUUUGAACGCUAUACAAAACUCUGAGUUUGAAGAAGUCACAAUUGAUCCAACGUGUAGCUGGAGACCUGUCCCAAUCAAGUCAGACAUUCACAUCAAGGAUGAUCCAGAUGGCAUUCCUUCCAAAAGGUUCAAAACCAUGAGUCCCAGCCAGAUGAUCAUGCCUAAUGUGAUGGAGAUGAUUGCUGCCCUGGGUCCAGGUCCAUCUCCUUACCCAUCAAUCCCACCGCCUCCCGGAGGAACCAGCUCCAAUGAAUACAGUAGCCAAGGUAACAGUUACCAAGGCCACAGCAAUUUCGAUUUCCCCCAUGGGAAUCCCGGUGGGACAUCUAUGAACGACUUCAUGCAUGCUCCCCAGUUGUCACACCCACCGGAUAUGACCAGCAACAUGGCAGCGCUUGAUAAGCCCUUAAGUCAUCCUAUGCAGGAACCUAUCCCUCAUCCUGGCAACACUGAUCAAUCCCAUAGCUCCAUGCCUCAAGGUUUGCACGUCCCUCAUCCCAGCAGCCAGUCAGGGCAGCCAUUACAUCACAGUGGUCCCCCGACUCAGCCGUCCCGGCAGCCGACCCAGGCCGCUUCUAGCAACCAUCCUCACAGCGAUCUGGCUUUUAACCCCUCGACAGCUUUAGAAGCUCAACCUGGUGGGCAGGGGACAUCUGACAUGCCGGAACCUUCGCUGGAUCUACUUCCCGAGCUCACGAAUCCCGAUGAGCUACUUUCCUACUUGGAUCCUCCUGACUUACCAAGCAAUAGCAACGAUGACCUUCUCUCUCUCUUUGAGAACAACUGAAGCCUUCUUCAUUUCACUCCCAACCCACCUCCCUCCCGUCGGACACCUCCGUAGCUUCACAGCGAGGCAUCGCGAAUGACUCUUUCCCACGAGGUCAAGCUCACCGCUCGAGCGUACAGCAGCACACACUCCUUCCUGUCUUCACCUCGGACCUGCUUGAGUCCCAAGUUUGGACCGCGGCGGUGAAGAGAAGCAAGAGGACAAUCUGGGGUUGACCUCUUAGACUGCCUGUCCACAUCCCAGACCGUUUGUACAGCUAUGGGAAAAAUAAACCCUCACUCUGGUUCUACAGACCGAAAGAGUGGAUGACUUUUUGGGAUAUCUAGCAAGGAACAUCCCAGCCACUCUCAGCAAGGAAAGAAAGAAAAAGGGCCCCAGGUCCAUCCUUGACCAGUUUCAGAGUGUCUUUCCAACCGAUGUUCUUCCAUGCGUUUCCUUCCUCCUGUCUUUCCGCUCGGUCCUCUCCAAGUUAUGCAGAUUCCGGUCUACUUGUCGGACAAAAUAAGGACAACCGUUGGCGGCACAGUUCAGACUCGGAACUCAAAAAUACCAAAAAGCACAAAGAAAUCAGUCAUGUCACAAGUAGGGUAACAUAUACAACAUGUGUCAGAGGGAGACAUCAGACAGUGGGGCUUACCCACCUACCCAUCCACCCACGUGGUCCUGUGAAAUCUCCAGGUUGUAGCAAGCAUGGGGUGUUUUUUUUUCCUAGUCAAUUGUAGCAUCUUUGAUUUGAUUUAAUCACUCUUGUGGGCAGAACAGCUCUUUCCCUUUACACAACGUGUUGUGGUCCGACGUCUCGUGUUUUUUUUCCCCCCCCCGACAAACGCUUUCACUCCGUUGAUUGUCUUUUGGGUCACAGAACGGCCAGUCUCUGAGGAGGGGAAAAAAGGAAAAGGAAAGAAAAAUUGGAGAAAGGUGCGAACCUUUUUUUUUUUGCAUAGGAAAUCAGAAAUCCCUGCAACAUAUUAGCCGUGAGAACGUCUCUCUUUUCUUUACUUAGGCAGUCAAAAAAAUUGCUCCGUUCCUACAGAAAACAGGAAAAGGGAAGGGACGGGAAAGAACACCCACCCCCCCAGCAAGGUGAGGGAAAAAGUUCAAAGUCAAGAUGGCCACCAUAAACAGGUGAUCAAAACUCCACCCCUUUUUAAUCUGCAGGGUACUGAAUGGGACAACUCACCACACAGCCAACCCGCCACAGGACAAGUCGUUACGAGGCAAUUCAAUCAUUCAAUGUAAGGAUUUCAAAUCAUUUAAAAAAAGAUUUUAACUUUUGGUCAUUUGCAUUUCAUGUUAUCUUUUCUUUAACGAUUCUAUUUCACCGUUUCUUUGAUAUUCGUGUAACGAUGAAUUGUCCCGCAGUGAGUUGGCCAUGCUGAGUUGUCCUAGACCAAUGAUGGCAAACCUUUUCGGCACUGAGUGCUCAAACCUGAACGCACUCAUGUGCACGCGUGCGCCGGAGCACCGAAAACCUGAAGACCAGCUGGCCAUUAUGCAUGUGUGCGCCGGAAAUCCAAAGACUGCAUGCAUGUGUGCAUCGG
Molecule: messenger RNA, 3238 nt
Organism: Thamnophis sirtalis
Lineage: Eukaryota; Metazoa; Chordata; Lepidosauria; Squamata; Natricidae
Source: RefSeq, a predicted model, not a curated record